CAGCACAGACUCUGGGUUUUUUCCACCUUUCCCCAACGGUUUUGGACAUGCAAGGAUUAAGAAGGAUACUGACUGCUUUCACACUGGCUGUCUGCCUUUCAAGCCCUGGAAAAGCACAGCAGCAAUGCACUAAUGGGUUUGACCUGGACCGUGCCUCUGGGCAAUGCUUAGACAUUGAUGAAUGCCGGACCAUUCCCGAGGCCUGCAGGGGAGACAUGGUGUGUGUGAACCAGAACGGGGGCUACCUGUGCGUGCCCCGCACAAACCCCGUGUACCGCUCGCCCUACCUGAGCCCCUACUCCAACGUGUACCCACCGCCCCCGGCCCCCGGCCCCGUCCCCAACUACCCCACGGCCACCCGGCCCCUCAUCUGCCGCUUCGGCUUCCAGCUGGAUGAGAACAACCAGUGUGCUGAUGUGGAUGAAUGCGCUUCAGAUUCUCACCAGUGUAACCCCACCCAGAUCUGCAUAAAUACUGAAGGGGGCUACACCUGCUCCUGCACUGAGGGCUACUGGCUGUUAGAAGGCCAGUGUUUAGACAUAGACGAAUGUCGCUAUGGGUACUGCCAGCAGCUGUGUGCCAACGUGCCCGGCUCCUACUCCUGCACCUGCAACCCCGGCUUCACCCUCAACGACGAUGGGAGAUCCUGCCAAGAUGUGAACGAAUGUACAAGUGAAAACCCUUGCACUCAGACCUGUGUCAACACCUAUGGCUCUUUUCUCUGCCGCUGUGAACCUGGCUAUGAACUGGAAGCUGACGGAGUUAACUGCAGUGACAUGGAUGAGUGCAGCUUCUCAGAGUUCCUCUGCCAGCACGAAUGUGUGAAUGGGCCUGGUUCUUACUACUGUACCUGUCCUUCAGGAUAUAACUUGCUUGAUGACAGUAGAAGCUGCCAAGAUAUCAAUGAAUGUGAAAUCAGAAACUUCACCUGCACUUCACAGCAAACAUGUUUCAAUAUCCCAGGAGAAUAUAAAUGUUUAGAUCCAGUACGAUGUGAGGAGCCUUAUCUCCAGAUUAAUGAGAACCGCUGCAUGUGUCCAGCUGAAAACCCUGGGUGCCGAGAUCAGCCCUUCACCAUCCUGUACAGAGUGAUGGACAUGGUGUCUGGGAGGUCUGUGCCUUCGGAUAUAUUUCAGAUGCAAGCAACAACUCGCUACCCUGGAGCCUAUUACAUCUUCCAAAUCAAAUCAGGGAACGAGGGCAGGGAAUUCUACAUGCGGCAAACAGGACCCAUCAGUGCCACCCUGGUGAUGACCCGGCCCGUGAAGGGGCCGCGCACGAUCGAGCUGGACUUGGAAAUGAUCACUGUAAACACCGUCAUCAACUUCAGAGGCAGCUCUGUCAUCCGGCUGAGGAUAUUUGUGUCACAGUACUCCUUCUAA
Messenger RNA from Melospiza georgiana, 1382 nucleotides. RefSeq names its product fibulin 5 (gene FBLN5). The record is from RefSeq and is a predicted model, not a curated record. Gene Ontology annotation, molecular function: calcium ion binding. Lineage: Eukaryota; Metazoa; Chordata; Aves; Passeriformes; Passerellidae. The transcript has 11 exons. Bases 48 to 1382 code for a protein of 444 amino acids.